Penicillium pulvis is the source of this 1254-nucleotide messenger RNA. Its product is annotated as FAD-dependent oxidoreductase. Bases 1 to 1254 code for a protein of 417 amino acids. The record is from RefSeq and is a predicted model, not a curated record. Gene Ontology annotation, biological process: 3-(3-hydroxy)phenylpropionate catabolic process. NCBI's taxonomy places the organism in Eukaryota, Fungi, Ascomycota, Eurotiomycetes, Eurotiales, Aspergillaceae. Gene Ontology annotation, molecular function: 3-(3-hydroxyphenyl)propionate hydroxylase activity; FAD binding. The transcript is spliced from 3 exons.
AUGUCCGACCCUUUCGUUAUCAUUGUCGGGGGCGGCCCCAGUGGAACCUUGCUUGCUCUCCUGCUAGGAAAGCAAGGCAUCCCUGUGCAGCUGCUUGAAGCUGCUGAGAAGUUUGACGAUCGUCCAAGGGCCACACACUAUGCUCCUACUGCUGUGAAAGAGUUGCAGAGAGCAGGCGUCUUCGAGGACAUGAAAGCCAAAGGCGGGUUUCUCCCUUCGGGUGUUUGCUGGCGCAAACUCCAUGGAGAUAUCCUGGCUACCAUCAAUGGGCCGUCUGAGGACGAGCCGCACCCGUUGAUUUGUUUGCCCCUGAACCAGUUACACGAGAUACUCGAGGAGCAUCUGAAAAAGUACCCUAGCAUUGAUGUUCGCUUUAAUCAUCGAGUUGUUGGCCUCGGUCAGAAUGACUCUAAUGCCUGGGUUGAAGUCGAAUCUCCCGAGGGCAAGAAAUCUUUCAAAGCGCAAUAUGUUGUAGGAUGCGAUGGAGCUAGCAGCAUCAUCAGACGGAGUCUAUUUGGUGAUGAAGACUUUCCUGGGUUUACCUGGGACGAGCAGAUUGUUGCCACAAAUACAUACUACCCUUUCGAGAAACAUGGGUUCACAAUUGACUCAAGCUUCAUCGUCCACCCUGAGCACUGGUAUAUGGCCGCCAAGAUUACUAAGGAUGGCCUGUGGCGUGUUACUUAUGGCGAGCUGCCAGGCUUGACAUACGAAGAAUUGAAGGAGCGACAACCCAUGAAGUUUAAGACUAUGCUACCCGGUCAUCCCGAUCCGGAGGACUAUGAGAUGGUCAGCUUCAGUCCUUACAGGGUACAUCAACGAAUGGCCCGGAAAAUGCGCAUGGGGCGGGUAUUGCUAGCUGCCGAUGCUGCGCACUUGUGUAACCCGUUUGGUGGAUUUGGCCUGACUGGAGGAAUCGUCGAUGUCGGUGGGCUGCACGAUUGUCUCUUUGGAAUUUACAACGGGUUGGCCGAUGAAGGCAUAUUAACGCUCUACGACGAGGUGCGACGGGCCAAGUAUAAUGAGAUCGUUAACCCAAUCUCAAGUGAAAACCUUCGCCGCCUUUUUGAUCAAGAUCCAAACGAAGCGAUGCAGAAAGAUGAGUUUCUCAUGUUAGUCAAGAAGGCCGAGACGGAUGUCAAAACACGGAACAUGCUUAACGAGGGCGCUAUGGCCUUACAGCAUGACUUCACUCAGUAUUAUAAGACCUCCACAAGAAAGACAAACGGGGAACGUCGGGAUCACGUGUUGUAA